AUGACGUCAAUAUCAUAUUAUGGUUUAACUCCAGAGAAUCCAGGAAAUUUUGUUGAUCCGGAUCUUGAACAGACCCUGUUAACGCGUGUACGAGAAUUAUUAGGUUGGCGAUCGGAAGGGUUUCCCGGAAGCCAGCCAGUCAGCUUCGAAGCGUCACAUUUCAGCUAUCUAGAAAACGAAGAUUAUUUUGUAUGUGAGAAAAGCGAUGGUGUACGAUAUAUAAUGUUUACUACCUUUAAUCACAAAGGACCUCGUACAUUUAUGCUCGAUCGAAGAAACCGAAUUCGUAUCGUUCCAAAUCUGAAAUUACCUUGCAAAGAGCAUGGUAAAUAUCACAAUGAAACCAUGAUGGAUGGGGAAUUGGUGUUAGAUGUUGAUGGGGAUAAGAAAAAACUACGAUAUUUAGUGUUUGAUUUAAUGGUUAUCAACGGCGUCUCUGUGACGAAUAAACCUUAUAGCAACCGAUUAGGCGUGUUUCAACAAGAUGUGCAAGCUCCUCUUGCAAAGAUGCUAGAAGAUCGAGAACUGGCAAGGAUACAACCAUUCACAGUAGAAUUAAAAGAAAUGCAACUUUCAUAUGGCUUGACUCGUGUCUUCGAAAAAAUACCGUUCCUUAGACAUGGAAAUGAUGGACUAAUAUUCACCCCUGUAAAACCUCCCUAUGUCUGUGGGGCGUGUGAGAAUAUAUUAAAAUGGAAACCCGCAAAUAAAAAUACUGUUGAUUUCAAAAUACAAGUAAAUUGGAAUAAAGAUAGGAAACCAGGUUACCAAUUGUUGAUAUCUGAUUCAGGCGUACAUAAAACUCAGGAUCAAUUGACACUCGAUUCAGAAUUGGCUGAGCAAUGGAAAAUAGACCCUCCAAAUGGUCGCAUAGCCGAGUUCUGGUGGGAUCCUGACUGGACGACACUCCUCGUUGAUGAAGGCUACGCACCUCAAAAGCGCGCCGGAGGAUGGAGAUUUUUAAGAUUUCGCGAUGACAAAGACACAGCUAACGACAAAGCGGUUUUGAACAAAAUAAUGAACAGUAUCAGAGAUGGUGUUACGCAAGAGAUGCUCGAGAGGAAAUGCGAUAACAUAAGACGUAAAUGGAAAGAACGGGAACGGGAACGGCAGAGCAAACCUAGUCUCUCUCAUUCCACAAUUAACACGUCAUAUGGAACAAUGUCAUCUGCUGGAAGUCGUCAUCAAGAUGUCGUCCAGCCACCGACACCGUCCAUCGCUCAAUCAACGCAAUCGCCCUUUCUUACUUCUCCAACUGCGCUGGGCACCCAAUCUCGCGAGUCAACUUACUUCGACCGAGCACCGUCAUUACUAAAAGACCAUUCUACUGAAGCCCGACGGCGAAGAGAAUCCUGGAGUGAUAAUCGAUUAUCUAUGGAUACGCGAGAAGUCAAAAGGCGAAGGGAAAGCACAGGUGAUUUCCGUAGAGAUGAAUACGCUAAGGAUUGGAUGAAGGAUUCGGAAAGACGGCUGUCGAGUAGUGAUAAUGAUAACAUCUCUGAAACUCCAGAGGCAAGAGAAAAGCCGAUUUCAUUAAAGAUGUCAAAGUUGGUGAAAGAAGAAAGUUCAUCCACCCUCUUACCACAUGACGUAUUUUCACCUACACGAGAUCAUUAUCAACAUGCACGAGUUGAUUUCAAAGACCAACUUAGGGAAGAGAGGAGCAAGUAUCCUCAAGACCACGGUAGUUCCGUGAUUAGGGCUGAACUUAAUCCUAGAUAUAACUCGCAAGCAUCGGGCCGAGAAGCGCAGAGGCAAUCCCCACCUGCUCAACGUUCGCGUCCGACCUCGCCUGCGCAAUCACAAACGCAGUACUCGCGUCCAACUUCACCCGAACAGUCGCAAACGCAGCACUCGCAACCAACGACAUCUCCUAGAUCACCAAUACAGUAUUCGCGUCAAACUUCUCCAGCAUCAUCACAAAUUCAGCACUCACAUCCGACCUCCCCAGCACGACCAACCUCACCUGUGCAAUCACAAACGCAACACUCACAUCCAACCUCUCCCGCCAAAUUACAAAUUCAGCAUUCACGUUCGACGUCGCCUGCCAAAUCGCAGAACUCGCGUCCAACGUCACCUGUGCAGUCGCAAACGCAGCACUCGUGUCCAACCUCACCUGCGCAGUCGCAAACGCAGCACUCGCGUUCGACCUCACCUACAUCAUCGACCGAGCGAUCUUCUCAUUCCCGUCGUUCAACGAUAGAGUCAAUUUUGCUACAUAACGAGUUGCUACCAAAUGAAACUGAGAAAACUAUUCAGGCUGAUUCCGGAAAAUCUCCCGUUGGUCGAGAUGAAGAAUGUAUAUCCCCUUGUUCUGUCACAACCGCUCCGACGCCAAUAUCCGGUUCUCUUACGACUUCUACAGGCAUACAAAUUCAAAACGUACAACCACAACCGCCAGCAACACGACAACAGUCACUGUCGCCACCACCACCGUCACCACCACCGCUACAACCACAGCAACAACCUCAAGAACAACCACAACAGCAACAGCAAACGCAACCACAACCACCACAACCACAACUGCAACUGCAACCACCACAACAGCAACAGCAACAGCAGCAACAGCAACAACAACAACAACUACAACAACAACAACAACAACAACAACAACAACAACAGCAACAACAGCAAAAACAACAACGACGGCGACAACCACCACUACAACCACUACAACCACAACUACCACUACAGCCACAACAACCACAACAACCACAACAACCACAACAACCACAACAACCACAACAACCACAACAACCACCGCAACCGCUACAACCGCUACAACCGCUACAACAACUGCCGCAACAAUUGUCACAACAACUGCCACAACAGCUACAAGAGUUGCAGGCACAAAUAACUCCACCACUUCAGUCUCCGGUCCUUCGAUCUCCAAUAGUUGCGUCUCCAACGCCGCUUUCGUAUGAACAGCGAAUGCCGCAACCUUAUCCGCGUCCGAACGAAUACGAAGACUAUCGCUCGGGCACACAUAUUUUUGUGAACUACGCGAACAAUAACGGUCACAAUCAAAUGCGUGAUGUGAAUUCAAGUGCUAUGAAAAGAAGUUUAAGUGGUGGUGCAACUGCAGGACCACUGACAAGCAUGAGCUCGAGCUCAAGCGCAGUUUCUACUUCGCCUCCUAUUAUUCCGAUCUCUCAAUCCACCGAUUAUCAAACUGCCGUUCCUCGACAUUCCUCUUAUCCUCCAUCUUAUCCUCCAUCUUAUCCUCCAUCCUAUCCUCCAUCCUACUCUUAUCCUCCCUAUUCUUCUCGUCCGCCCAUUUCGCAUCCGACCAAUCCUUCCAACACGUCUCAAAGCAUUGCACACUCGUCGAAUUCAUUUUAUCCACAACUUACCGACUCUAACCCUCGACAAACGUCGAGUAAUACGCAUAAUCGGCCUUUUGUUGCAAAGAGAAGGUCUAAGGCAACCUUAGAUUUUAUUCUCAAUGAUCCGGAAGAGAGUGAAUACAAGAGGUCGAGGGUUUAA
Paraglomus occultum is the source of this 3486-nucleotide messenger RNA. The record is from the annotation of a GenBank genome assembly. Lineage: Eukaryota; Fungi; Glomeromycota; Glomeromycetes; Paraglomerales; Paraglomeraceae.